This is a messenger RNA of Meleagris gallopavo (turkey), 2334 nucleotides long. The record is from RefSeq and is a predicted model, not a curated record. Lineage: Eukaryota; Metazoa; Chordata; Aves; Galliformes; Phasianidae.
UACUAAUUGCUAAUCACAGAGGCUGCCAGGGUAAAAUUAGAAAGGGAGUGUGUUGUGGAAUGCCACCGACCCCUGCUGAGUGCUGCAGGCGGUGUCCAUUCGGUGUCGUGCAGAGGGUGGGCGUCCCCCAGCACGUGACCCCAGAGGAGGGAGAGCAGCGCUUUGUCCUGGAUGUGUGAGAAGCAGAAAUCUCUCAGGAUCUCUGAUCAUGCUGCAUCUCCUUGCACCCAGCCCCGUCCCAGCAGUGAGUGCCUGAGCCCGGCGUUGUGAUGCUCCGUGCUGCUGCCUGCAGCUGAUGCUUUGUGUUCAGCGGUGGGAUGGGGAAACUGCAGAGUAAGAUCAGCUUGCACACGGCCACGUACAGGGCUGAUGGCUCCAUGGGAAGGCCAGGACGUGGUGGGGUGGUGGAGCUGCACAGCCCUGCACACAGCGAUGCAGUCACCUGCGUGGCUGCUGUCAGACCAGAGCUCUGCGUGUCAGGAGGAAAGGAUAAGAGUGUGGCUGUCUGUAACUGGAGGUCUGGAGCUGUGCUGGGGCGCUUCGUCAGCCAUGAGCACGAGGUCACCAAGGUCACCUGCACCCACGAUUCCAACAGAGUCUUCAGUGCAUCCCGGGACAGAACAGUAAUGAUGUGGGAGCUCCAUGGGACCUCGGGGCCAAGGCAGUGCUUCCCAGGACAUGAGCUGGUGGUUACCGGACUGGCUGUGAGCCCAGAUGCAUCUCGGCUGUGCACAGGUUCACGAGACAACACCGUUCGCAAAUGGGACGUGGAGACCGGAGAGUGUCUGUGCAGAGCUGCUCUCUCCAGGAACCUGGUGACACACCUGUGCUGGGUCCCUGGGGAGCCCUACGUCAUCCAGACAUCAGAGGAUAAAACCAUCAGGAUGUGGGACAGCCGGGAGCUGCAGGUGGCACACACGUUCCCAGGCAAGCAGCACAUCCAGACGAGCUGUGAUGUGAGCCAGGACGGGCGAUACUGUGUCAGCAGCAGCAGCGGAUUUGCUGGGGAGGGCUGCGAAGCAACGCUGUGGGACCUACGGCAGACCAGGAGCCGAGUGUGUGAAUACAGAGGGCAUCUGCAGACCACAGCCUCAUGUGUGUUCCUCCCACGGGGUCCUGCUCUCACCCCCAGCAUUGCCACAUCCUCAUACGACAGCAAAGUGAAAGUCUGGGACCGGGACACUGCAGCCUGCCUGGCCACUGCAUGCCUCGAGGGAGCCGGACCGCUGGCCUCGCUGGCUGCCUGCGACAGCUCCACGCUGCUCUGCGCCAGCUUUCGCUCAGGGAUCCACGUGCUGCAGCUGAGGCACCGUGAGGAGCUGGAGCUGGAGAAGGUGGCAGUAUUUUGACCGUAGCAUCCUUCCCAGCAGAGAUUGUCCGUGGGGAUCUGAUCCUCAAAUCCUUCCACUGACAGCAGGCACCAGGUGACCCCUGCAGAGCAGUGACACAGCUGAGCCACGGUGCACAGGGCAUGUAUUGCUUAUUGUUUGCUUGUGGCUGAUGGGAAGCCAUUAGAGCUGGCUAGAAGAAAAGCUGAAACAGUGAUAUGUUCAGGCCAAAUUCUCACUCCUGACAGUGUUGUGGCUUUAGUCACAAAAUCUCCACACAAGCUGGCUGUAAAGGGAGCCAAUGGAGGAGAAAUGAGCUACGAGAAAGCACGUGCCAUCUCUGUGCUAUUUCUCAGGUCAGAGCACACCUCCUGCACCAAGAAAACUGCUUUUACUGUGAAAAGGAAUAACCAAGCCGUGACUUCACUGCUGUGAGAGGAAACCAGGGAUCAAUGUCUCUGCCUGGAUCAGAUUUAAAUCAGCAUUGCUAGGUCAGCUCACAGCACAGUGCCUCCAGAGAACUCCAGGGAACGAACAAUGUAUAUUUACCUGCUGUGACACAACUGGCUCCCAGUUCUGCAGCAGGUGGCUCAUGUCUGGCCAGUGUGGUCCCAAGCAGCAGCUCUGCAGCAUGCCUGGGCAUCAGGCAGGGAAUGCUCAGCCUCCUCUCCUUGCUCCAGUUCUUCAUCCUGCUGAAUGGGGCUGAGCGAGUGUAAAUGCAGCUCACUGGUGUCCAACACUUCAUCCUAAGCCAGCUAGAAGUAUGCUGCUGUGCCAGGUGGGAGCAGGACAAGUGCUGGGUAAGGAUUGUCCCACGGUUGGCAGCCUGCUGAGAAACACCCCAGGAAUUUGUUCCUUAUGGGCAGGGAGAUCCCUGUCUGUGCAGCUGGCAGCAUAUAAACGCUUCAAAUGAUACCUGAGAAGGGGCAUGAGCACACAUAGCUGGAUAUUGAGGCUUAUCGAGAGAACACAGCAAUUAAAUAUGGUUUUUGUGCUAUUUCCUGGC